AUGGAGGAAGACUACUACGUGCCGGGAAACGAAACCUAUGAAGAGUACGAUGAGAAUCCGAUGCUCACCAAUCCGCUCGUUCAACCGGUGGCAGUGAUCACUGUGGCGAUUUACGUGAUCGCUUUCACAAUUGGCAUCCCAGCGAAUCUUUAUGUGCUGUUUCGAAUGCGGAGAUGUGCUAGAAACGAUGUUGAACGAUAUCGAAAUGGAACCGGGGUCGCGUUGUGCUCGAUGGCGGCGGCUGAUCUUUGCAGCUUGUUGCUGAUUGGUGUUCACAAUGCUCAUGUGAUGAAUCUGGAUGUGGGAGUGAGCCCGAGUAUGGCUCGACCGUUUUGCAAGGGAAUGCUCUUCCUCACCCAUACAAUUACCGGGAUCUCGAUCUGGUCUUGGCUAUUGCUUUCCUCACUUCGCUACCUCGCCAUCUGCCAUCCAUUGUAUCAUCUUCGAAUCUGGCAAAUGCCCUAUCGAGCGUUGGCUUUUAUCAUUUCAAUGUCAACUCUGUUGAAUAUCUGGUUGCUUGUGGCGAUUGAUGCGAGACCGAAUGGAGAGUGUACUCAGGUCCCGAUCAUGAAAAACUCGAUGACGGCCAACCGGGUUUUCCACAUUGUCGAGUGCAUUUGGUCAUUUUGUAUCCCGUGUGCGGUCAUCGUCAUCAUGGAUACUUCUGUUGUGCUUGAAUCAACGUCAUUUCGUUGGUUUCGCGUGAAGAAAGGAGAGUUGAAAAGAAGGAAAAGCGCACUCGAAGAGAUCAUAAAACUCACAAGAUCGAAUUCGGGGAGAAUGAAGGCUCGUCAACAGCGUGCUCUUUGUCGUUGGUUGUUAAUCGCUUUGAUUUGUGUUCUUUUGAACACCCCUGAGAAUACGAUUCGUCUGAUUAGUCUUUUUGGGAUCAUGGAAGGAUUCAACACAAGUCCCUAUUACUUCAUUGCCCGGAUGCUUGCUCAAGUGCUGUAUUUCAGUCAAUUCGCUUUCAAUGCGAUCUACUUAGCGCUUUUUGUGUACGACAAGAGUAGCCGAGCAAAACAUGUACAUGAUGGAAGCAAUUAUAAUUCACAUGCUGCUCUCCCUCAUCCACUGAGAUCUCGUCGUGGGUCCACAUGUUGUGAGAGUCCGCCGUUGGCCCCAAGGACGAGUCCGCCGAUGAUUCCAAACGGGAAACUCUUGCAUCCACAAAUGAGUCUCACAACAAGUCGAUCACUUCUCGAUCCAUUGUUCUCAUCGCCGGAAAUCUCAUCGAGCGAUCUCGCAGAUCUCGCAGAGCGAGAGAUAUCGCAUAAU
Mesorhabditis belari is the source of this 1278-nucleotide messenger RNA. NCBI's taxonomy places the organism in Eukaryota, Metazoa, Nematoda, Chromadorea, Rhabditida, Rhabditidae. The record is from the annotation of a GenBank genome assembly.